AUGUCUUUCUCAAAUGGGGGUGGCACUCUGGCCCUCCCAUCGCCAACCCACGCACAUCAUAUGGACGUCACGUCGGCCGUCCGCAGUCUCAGACGCUCCAUAUCAAGAUCACCGUCAAAAUUCUUAUCACGAACAAGCUCACAGAGCUCCGAAAAACUACGACAGGCUUCGCCACAGUCACCCUGCCGUCGUUUUGGAGCGACCCCUCAACGGCAACAUAUUGCACCGUCUUUGCCGCAGACAGCUCCGCCAGCUGUCACCUCCGCACACGCCACUCUAACUCACCAUUCCUCCAUCUCGACACCUGUAAGACCAAGUGUCCGGCUCUCACUGCGCUCUGCCAAGUCUGCCAAGUCGUCUUCAAACCUAUGCCGCCCAGUAGCUCGCGUCAAAGCAUCGCCAAAAAGUCCACUGAAGCGAGGCUUAAGUGCUGCUCCUGAUUCUGGCAAUCCGGUACAGCCGUCAGCGUUGCCCUCACCGCCCACUACGACAAACCAGCACGGCCAGGAAAAUAGUCCAUCCCCUCGCUCCGCUCCGGUUUCUGGAGACAAGCCGUCACGCCAUAGUUUUCAUUUGGAUGUGUCGGGCUCUUCCCAAUCCGCUGUCUUGAAGGCGUUGGAUACAGCGAGCAGCGAGCCGUUUAUGGUUUCAACCACGGGCGCAUUGAAGCGCAGUGAUGCGACUAUGAAUUUGGAUUACCCUAAUCAAGGCAGCCCGGUGGCAAAACGUCGCAGCUUGCACGGAAUCACGGGCCUUGGUCAGUCGGGAGACCUCAACGCAUUCGGUUCAAACACAUUUUCACAGGGAUUUGACAUCCACGAAGACUCAGCGCCGUCCGAGUAUGAACUCUCGGGAACAACCAAUGAUUUUGCAACAACCCGGCGCGAUCCGCUAGCUUCGCCAAGCCCAGUAUCCAAUCUUCCCAGGAGAUCGUCUUCUCUACGAAAAUCUACUUUACAGCAACGAUAUGGCGAUAAAGGGUCAUGGGGGAGACGGUCAGGCGAGAGACAACUAGCACAAAUGGGCGGGAAUAACUCCACCCCAGUCCGAAGUCGUCCUCGCCUUUCCACCGAUCAUUUUGUACCACCACAACCGUCCCGGGAUAGUCCAUUCAGCGCCGGCAGCCCACUUCCGAAUGCAUCCAUUCACCCAGUGGAAAACAAGGGACAUCAACCUCACCCUCUUUCCAAGACAUUGACAACUUCAAAUUCAGGCAACAGCUUGACAGAGGAGCCUACUUCAUAUGCGCCGGCUUCUAAAGCUGCUGAAAGGUCCAAGUCGCAUCCCUUUUCUCGAUCAUUGCCUCUGGCUUCCACCAGGCCUACGGCUCGCUCCACUGUUGAGCACACCAAAGCAGUCGCCACACCCAGUCGUUCUCAUCAGCUCUGGAUUGGUGCUUUCAACUCUACCGGUCUGAUUUCAAAGGUCAACCGCAACCCAGAGGAAGAAGCUGAUAAGAAGAUUGCACCACCCGACACUCCAUGCAAAAAGCACGCCAACCCUUUCGCAACCUACCCACCUCCAGUUGGCAGUGCAAUCAAGAGAAAGGGCAACAAUCGAAACUCCUUUGCCGGCGUACCGUCCACUCCGUUCCACCCAUUGUCGUCACUGGCUCCCGACACGUUUGGGCAGCCCACAAAAGGCCUUUCCAUCUUCCAACGUGGCUCAGCCUCCCAGGGAUCGCGUCGGGGCAGCAUCUUGAGCCUGGACGGCGAAGACCGGAGGCUUUUCUGCGACAUUACCGACGUAGGGAACCCGUCUGACGGAGACGUGCCCCCCACGCCUACCAAAGUAGUAGCUCUUACUCCGAGUCUGAGCAACCUCAGCGAACAGUCACUUGAAAGCCCAAGUGCUAACCGGACAUUCGUUUUGCCAUUAUCUGCUGUCAAACCUGCCGCAGGACGGUCGAGAGAAUCGACAAGAAGUCCCGUCGAUGGACGGCGUACACCACAAACUCCUCGAGAGACAUUGUUGCCCUCGGACACAAGCCGCCUGUCCAUGUCGCAAGCCCCUGACGGGUUCAAUGAGAAUAACAUGCCUCCUCCGGUUACCCCCACCACGGCCCGCGACUUUCGAUCAUCCACUAGCAUAUUUGUUACACCUGUGAAUGGUCGGACUAGCAAUGUGGACGUCGAUUCCAGCUUGCACUCGAGGUUCGACAAAGUCGAGCAAGUUGGCAAGGGCGAGUUUUCCACCGUGUACCGAGUUACCAAGCUUGAGCACCACAACACCUUUCCGUUUGACAGUCUUACGCCGAGUCACAGUGCCUCUCGGGCUCCCCGGAAGGGGCAAGUUUUUGCUGUGAAGAAGAGUCGGCACUCGUAUCAAGGACCAAAAGAUCGAGAGUCAAAACUUCGCGAAGUCCAAAUCUUGCAAGCAUUGACACAUGCCGAGCAUGUCCUUCAGUAUGUUGAUAGCUGGGAGCACAAUUUCCACCUCUACAUACAGACUGAGUUCUGUGAGGAAGGCACAUUGGAUAAGUUUCUUGGAAAUGUUGGUCGAGGUGGAAGGCUGGAUGACUUUCGUAUUUUUAAGAUCCUGCAAGAUCUAUGCUUGGGAUUGAAAGAAAUUCACCAGGCAGGGUACAUGCACUUGGAUAUGAAACCAGCGAACAUUCUCAUCAACUUUGAAGGGGCCCUGAAAAUUGGCGACUUUGGACUCGCCCAACCAUGUACCUCGACCGAAGGCGUAGAUGUUGAGGGCGACCGUGAGUACAUGGCUCCUGAAAUGCUUAAAGGCAAGGCCGGCCAGUCAGCCGAUGUCUUUUCGCUGGGCCUCAUAACCCUAGAAGCGGCUGCCAAUGUCGUACUUCCGGAUAAUGGGCCUACCUGGAUCGCUCUCAGAUCUGGGGAUCUUUCGGAUGUUCCCAGCCUCACUUGGACGCCCUCGCUGGAGACUCAGCGAGACGCCGCAGGCAAUGAGAUUGAGUCUGCCCACAGCGAUGAGCUGCAUGGUGGGAGAACUCACAGUGCCGGGAACCUCUUCGGGUCACUUAAGCGAUCAGAGUUGCACGGGCCGCCCAAGUUUAUGAUUCAGGCAUUUCAUCCCAGCUCAUUGGAUUCGAUCGUUCGGUGGAUGACGGCGCAAGAACCAGCUGACCGACCUCUGAUUGACCAAAUACUUGAGCUUGAAGGCCUGCGCUGGGUGGCUGAGCGUCGUACCGCCCCAGCAACUGUUUACGAAGGCAACUGGGGCCUUGCUGAGAUGUUCCCCGUCUCCAUUGCCGGAGAUAGCGAUACGGAAAUGACCGAUGUUUGA
Molecule: messenger RNA, 3258 nt
Organism: Ustilaginoidea virens
Lineage: Eukaryota; Fungi; Ascomycota; Sordariomycetes; Hypocreales; Clavicipitaceae
Exons: 3
Coding region: 1-3258 (1085 amino acids)
Biological process (GO): protein phosphorylation
Molecular function (GO): protein kinase activity; ATP binding
Source: RefSeq, a predicted model, not a curated record